Syzygium oleosum is the source of this 1661-nucleotide messenger RNA. RefSeq names its product 7-deoxyloganetin glucosyltransferase-like. The record is from RefSeq and is a predicted model, not a curated record. Gene Ontology annotation, molecular function: UDP-glycosyltransferase activity. The transcript is spliced from 2 exons. The coding region runs from base 204 to 1661 and encodes 485 amino acids. Lineage: Eukaryota; Viridiplantae; Streptophyta; Magnoliopsida; Myrtales; Myrtaceae.
UAAACAAGGUGAUGAAAUCAAACUAAAGAUGACAAGCUAUAAUGUGGUGCCAUACUUGGAAAUUUACGCACAAAACAAGGACAAAAACCAGUUGACGAAAAUAUCUAAGGGGGGAAGCUCAACUCAAGGAUUGUUAAACCAACCCGAGUUGAACUCAUCUUAGAAAAGUCAUUUGAGUCAUCAUUCUCUAGUGAGAAGAAACGAUGGCUUCCGCCGGACUCGAAUCGGCCACAAAGCCACACGCAGUUUGCAUUCCAAGCCCUGCGCAAAGCCACAUCGGGGCCAUGCUCAAGCUAGCAAAGCUCCUCCAUCACAAGGGCUUCCACAUCUCCUUCGUCAACACCGAGUUCAACCACCGACGGCUCGCCAGAGCCCGGGGCCUCGACUCCGUGAACGGAACGCCGAGCGACUUCCGGUUCCUGACGAUCCCCGACGGUCUUCCCCCUUCGGACGCGGACGCGACGCAGGACAUGCGGACACUCUGCCACUCGGCGAGGCGCUUCAUGGUCGGCCCCUUCGGCGAUCUCGUAUCGAGCCUGGGCUCAAACCCGAGCCUCCCUCCGGUGACUUGCAUCGUCUCGGAUGGUUUCAUGCCGUUUACGACGAGCCCUGUGGCUUCGAGAUAUGGGAUUCCUCUCGUACACUUGUUCACUGUUUCCGGUUCUACCCUCAUGGCGGUGAAGCAAUUGCGAGCCCUCGGAGAAAAUGGUCUUUCACCACUCACAGAUGAAUCCCAAUUGAUGAACGGGUAUGGGAACACCCCUAUUGAUUGGAUCCCGGGAAUGAAAAACAUGAGGUUGCGUGACUUGCCCAACUUCUUCCGAAUCACUGGCUCUGACGAUACCUUGUUCAACUUCACAACCGACGCGGUCGACAGGACUGGCAAUGCCAUGGCGACCAUUGUCCACACCUUCGAGGCGCUUGAGCCGGACGUGCUAUGCGCUCUCUCCUCAAUGAUCCCAGGGGUUUAUCCGGUCGGACCGCUCCACUUGAUGAUCAAUCAAAUUGCCCGAGACGAAUCGUUCGUCUCGAAGCACAUCGAGUGCAAUCUCUUGGAAGAGCACGACAAAUGCCUCGAGUGGUUGGACUCAAAGAUGCCCAAGUCCGUGAUCUAUGUGAACUUUGGGAGUAUAGCAUUCGUGACGCAUCAACAGUUGGUUGAAUUUGCAAUGGGAUUGGCUAAUAGCAAUCAGUGUUUCUUGUGGGUCUUGAGGCCUGACUUAGUGAAUGGAGACACCGCGAUUCUUCCCCGAGAGUUUGUUGAGAAAACAAGGGAGAGAGGCUUUUUAUCCGGUUGGUGCCCGCAAGAGAGAGUGCUGAACCACCCUUCAAUUGGAGGUUUCUUGACGCAUUGUGGCUGGAACUCGACCAUCGAGAGUUUGUCGGCCGGAGUGCCGAUGCUGUGUUGGCCGUGCUUCGGAGACCAACUGACGAAUUGCAAGUAUAUAUGUGAUGAUUGGGGGAUCGGGUUGGAGAUGGAUAGUAAUGUGAAGAGAGAUGAAGUGGAGAGGCUUGUGAGGGAGUUGAUGGAAGGAGAGGUAGGGAAGAAAAUGAGAAGCAAGGCCAUGGAGUGGAAGAAGAUGGCAGAAGAGGCCGCCGGUGAAAAAGGGUCAUCUUUCAUGAAUUUGAAUAAGUUGAUGGACGAGGUUUUACUUAAGUAG